UCUUUGUGUGGUUCGAAACAAACUGAAUGAAAACUUAAGCCCUUUGGCUUGAACAUCAGCAAAGGAUUUCAUUAUUUUCCAGUAUAUGAAGCUUUUUUUAAAUGUUAUUUUGAAAAACUCUUGAAGGACUUCAACCAUAUAGUUAAUUGCAUUUAAUUCUAAUGACAAAUAUUUGUGAACAAAAUAUUUGGAUAAUUUCUGAGUAGGAAAUCUGCAAGCCUUACAAACAAGAAGACUGAUCAUUCUUCACUGCCUCUUUUCACUGUUUGUGGCGCAGGAGAAAUUGUCACCAACAUCGAGUGCACAAAACUACCAUGACGAAUUCAACUGAAAUACUGUUUGUUCUACAAGGACUGAAUGACACGAUGUCAAACAAACGCAUAUACUUUGUUGUCACUUUUUUCGUUUAUCUUUUUACUAUUUUAGUGAACCUGACUUUGACCGUGACCAUUAUUUUGGACAAAACGCUCCAUGAGCCCAUGCUUAUAUUUCUCUGUAACUUGUGUGUAAAUGGGAUAUGUGGUGCCUCUACAUUUUAUCCAAAAAUAUUGCUGGACCUUUCAUCUGAAUUGAGUGUCACUCCGUAUAAAGCUUGUCUCGCUCAAAUAUUUUUAAUAUACUGCUGCGUAUUCUGCGAGUUCAAUACGCUAACAGUGAUGGCUUAUGACAGGUAUGUCGCGAUAUGCAAGCCGCUCAGUUACCACUCCAUCAUCACGCCUCGGAAGAUUGUGAAACUCCUGCUUUUGACCUGGCUUUUUGCCAUCUGUGAACCUGCUAUUGUCGUGAUCCUUACAGCCAGACUGCCCCUGUGCGGAAACAAAAUUGAAAGGAUUUACUGCACAUGCUGGGCCGUGGCGAAGCUGUCAUGCGUGGACACCACCAUUAACAACAUAUACGGCUACAGUCUCAUGAUUUUUCACAUUGCACAAGCAUCGCUGAUCUUGAUUUCCUAUGUCAAUAUCAUAAAAGCCUCUGUGCGAUCAGCGGAAGAUCGGAGUAAGUUCAUGCAGACUUGUUUGCCCCAUUUAAUCGCAGUGACCAGCUUCUUGAUCGCAUUUCUUUUUGACCUCCUGUACGCUCGCUACGGUCCCACUGAUCGUCUGCACGAACUUCGUAGUAUCAUGUCCCUGGAAUACCUCAUUAUUCCACCGCUUCUAAAUCCCCUCAUCUAUGGCCUGAGACUGAACCAGAUCCGCCGGAGAAUCUUUAGAAUUUGCAGCCAGAAAGUACGUGCUCUAAAGUGAAUAUUGUGUCAAGUUUGCUGUCCAGGCAGGAAAUGAUAGAUUUUCUUUUUUAAUCUGUGAUUGAUUGAAUUUAACAUUUAGAGCUGAUAUAUAGGCAUUUGAAUUGUUAUCAGUUCAGUUGUCUCAUUUACUACCUAAAUUUUCUUCAAGAUUUUGUUUGCAAACCCUGUAUAGUCUAAUUUAAUUCUCUCGCACCCAUACAGGUAGGCCUACUGUAGGUGCCUGGCACACAGUAGCGUACACAAGUUUAGUCCUCACAGUGAAACUGCUUCAUAAUUAAAAACCAACCCCUGUGGUUUGUCUGGUCUUCAAAGCACAGAUAUAUUGCUUAUGUGCACACCUUCCAAAGGCAAGGAUAUGCAACUGAUUUGAAUGAGGAAAUAUGCGAUAACAUAUUAGAUAAUAAAUAUACAGAAAAUGGGAGACUUCUUUCCAGUAAUUCUUCAAAAGAUCAACACAGAAAAAGAAACUUGAAAAUUAUGAUGUGGCUUUAAAUAACUUUUGUUUCUGUUGUGAAAACACAUACAUAAAUUUCUAGAGGAAAAUGAAAAAUCUUUAAUCCUUAAAAUGUAUUACCUCAUAUGGACAUUGACAAAAAAAAAGAAGAAAAAACUCCAUUAGCAACAGGAAAAAAAUGAUCAAAUUCACAAACAAAUCAGUGCAUAUACAAUAUCAAAUAAUGCAGAGAAUAACUCUCAGACACACUUUUAAAAGUAACAGAUAAAACCACACAGUUUAAAACUAAAGGGACGUACAACAAAACUACAACAUGUUAUGACACAGAAUGGGAAUAAUUCUGCAAGGAACACUAUUUGUUUGGGUUUGUGCCAUUAUCACACACACCCACGAACACACGCACACACACACGCGCACACAUUUUUGUAGAUUAAAUACAUGAUCUGAGCUGAUCAAAAAAUAAGAUCUUGUAUUUUGUGCAAGGGUGUUAUUUUUAAUUGUUAAAACAUGCCGACUGCAUGGGUGAUGCAUGCAUGCACAAUACGCACCAAUCCGCAUCUCCGGUGGACCCAAUGCCACACAUGCAUGUGCAGAUUUUUGUUUCAUUGAUGUGACGCAUUUGCCUCCAAGUGGUCACAUUGACUAUAUAGGUGAGACCACACUGGAACUUCUUUCUUUUAAGCCCUGAUGAAGACCAGCAGUUUGCAAAACAUGUUGGCUUUUUUCAUGUUCAGGCUUUUUUAAAUACUUUUUUAUAUUAUAGCCAUGACUGUACAAAACUGUGAUUCAGCCAUUGUGUAAUGUGUAUAUAGUUUGUUAUGUCGUACCUUCCUAUUGGCCCUAAGAUAAUGUGCAAUUUACUUUCAGCCAAUCACAGAGACCCUUUUUUAGUAUCAGUGUUCCUUAGCAGUUGCUGUUCCUUUCUUGAGUACAAUGAUUCAGAGAUUCUGUUAAUAUGUGGACUUACUCAUUUCCUUAUGUUAGAAUUUGCAUGUUCCAGUUUAGUUAUUGUACCUAAAAGUGUGUGUUCUUGACACACAAACCACAGGCACAUACAUAAGUACCUGUAUGCACCUAUAGACUGUACCUAUUUUUGAAUGUGCAAUAAACAGUAAAACAAGA
Molecule: messenger RNA, 2822 nt
Organism: Anguilla anguilla (European eel)
Lineage: Eukaryota; Metazoa; Chordata; Actinopteri; Anguilliformes; Anguillidae
Product: olfactory receptor 1-like
Exons: 1
Coding region: 315-1244 (309 amino acids)
Biological process (GO): G protein-coupled receptor signaling pathway
Cellular component (GO): membrane
Molecular function (GO): olfactory receptor activity; G protein-coupled receptor activity
Source: RefSeq, a predicted model, not a curated record